Molecule: messenger RNA, 832 nt
Organism: Trichomycterus rosablanca
Lineage: Eukaryota; Metazoa; Chordata; Actinopteri; Siluriformes; Trichomycteridae
Product: chymotrypsin A-like
Exons: 7
Coding region: 1-792 (263 amino acids)
Biological process (GO): proteolysis
Molecular function (GO): serine-type endopeptidase activity
Source: RefSeq, a predicted model, not a curated record
AUGGCUUUCCUCUGGAUCCUUUCGUGCCUUGCUUUUGUCAGUGCAGCCUAUGGCUGUGGGGUUCCUGCUAUCAAACCAGUCAUUACUGGCUAUGCUAGGAUUGUGAAUGGAGAAGAGGCAGUACCUCAUUCCUGGCCCUGGCAGGUGUCUCUUCAGGACCAAACUGGUUUUCACUUCUGCGGUGGCUCCCUGAUCAACGAGUGGUGGGUUGUGUCUGCUGCCCACUGCAAUGUGAGAACUUCCCAUCGUGUGAUUCUGGGAGAGCACGAUCGUUCUUCCAAUGCUGAGGCCAUCCAGACCAUGAGCAUUGCCAAGGUUUUCAAGCACCCCAACUUCAACCUCUUCACCAUCAACAAUGACAUCCUUCUGAUCAAGCUCGCCACCCCUGCUCAGCUCAGUCCUCAAGUUUCACCCGUGUGUGUAGCUGAGACUGGUGACAGUUUCUCUGGUGGCAUGAAGUGUGUGACCACUGGAUGGGGCCUGACCAAAUACAAUGCUCCUGAUACCCCUGCCAUUCUUCAGCAGGCCUCUUUGCCACUGCUGACCAAUGAUGAGUGCAAGCGUCAUUGGGGUAACAAAAUCACUGGCUUAAUGAUUUGUGCUGGAGCCUCUGGUGUCUCCUCCUGCAUGGGUGACUCCGGUGGUCCUCUGGUGUGUGAAAAGGAUGGCGCUUGGACCCUGGUCGGUAUUGUCUCCUGGGGCAGCAGUAUGUGCAGCACAUCUAUGCCAGCAGUCUAUGCCCGUGUUACUGAGCUCCGUGCCUGGGCAGAUCAGAUCAUUGCUGCUAACUAAACAAUCUGUAACAAUUAUGUCAAUAAAGCUUUGAAAUAUA